AUGGCCCAGGCUGCAGUGCCACACCAACCGCCAGAGUCGCCAUGGGGUUAUCGUCCGAACCAGUCCAUCAACGUCAUCUUCCUAGUCAGCUUCUUCACCAGCAUCGUAGGGCUCCAGGUCAUCUCCCUGUAUACCCGGCAGUGGUUGAAAUUUAGCAUUCCAUUGAGUGUUGCUUGCCUAUUCGAACUUGUCGGGUAUGCUGCUCGAGCGGGAAGUUCAACGAGCCCGCUGGACGUGCGUCUCUUCGCUGUGACAACGUUCUUCUUGACGAUAGCUCCCUCUUUUAUCUCUACCAGCAUAUACGUUACUGCAGAGAGAACCUUCUACGUCUUCGGAAAAGAGCAUUCGUUGAUCGACCCAAAAUGGUACGCUUCCUUCGUCUGUAUCGAUGCUAUAAGUCUGGUGUUACAGGUGGUCGGCCUGGUGGUCGCCUACUGGGAUAUUGCAGCCAUGAAUCGCGUAGGACUGGACUCGAAUAAUGGUGGAGGUGUUAUCGCAGCCGGACUCGUGAUUCAGGCCAUCAUGCUUAUGAUCUUCCUCUUACUCUUCUCCUACGCCAUGGCACAAGGAUUCGUCGCUUGGCGCGAAUUUGGAUAUACCACAUUCAAUCCCCGUCGAGGAGGCUACAGGCGACUCGGCUGGCCAUGUAUACUCUUCUUGGUGGUGGUUGUGUUUAGCGUAUGCAGCCUCCUCGCGCGGAAUAUAUACAGAACUGUAGGCUUUGUGCGGAGCUUUGACGGCGGCAAUAAUAGCGAGGCUGCUUUUGCACUUUGCGACGGGCUGCUGGUAUCAUUGGCGGUACUAGGGCUUCUUGUUCUCCAUCCAUCAUACGUGUUUUCAGAUUACAGCAAGGAGAAGGACGCCGACAAGUUGAGUUCGAGUGCAAGUUCCGGGCCCAGUUUCGGGAGGAUAAUGCAACAGGGUGUCGUCUGA
Messenger RNA from Neoarthrinium moseri, 933 nucleotides. RefSeq lists its product as uncharacterized. The record is from RefSeq and is a predicted model, not a curated record. Lineage: Eukaryota; Fungi; Ascomycota; Sordariomycetes; Amphisphaeriales; Apiosporaceae. Bases 1 to 933 code for a protein of 310 amino acids. Gene Ontology annotation, cellular component: plasma membrane; fungal-type vacuole. The transcript has 2 exons.